Messenger RNA from Dovyalis caffra, 333 nucleotides. The record is from the annotation of a GenBank genome assembly. NCBI's taxonomy places the organism in Eukaryota, Viridiplantae, Streptophyta, Magnoliopsida, Malpighiales, Salicaceae.
AUGAGGAGGAGAGGGCCAUCACCAAUAGUUCCUUCUCUAAUGGUGGGUGUCCUGGGAUUGCUCAUCUUUGGCCCUAUGAUAUCGUCACUUGCGGAAUAUGUACUGCCACUAUUUCACGUAGGCGAUGAAGAUGUUGCGUUCAACUUCUGGAUGGUGCUUCCUCUUUUACUGUUGCUGCUCAUACACUUGAUUUCUUCAUGCUUUCCCUCACGUGGCAACAGGUAUUUUGGUACAAAACAAGGAAGUAGUAGCUCUAGCUAUGAUGCUGAUGGAUAUGGGUUGGGAUCAUUACUUCUUCUUGUGAUCUUCUUUGUUCUGUAUAAUGUUUGGUGA